AUGGCGGACCCUUCAACCUACACUGUUGGGUGGAUCUGCGCCUUGACAACAGAGUUAGUUGCGGCAAAAAGCUUUUUUGAUGAAGAAUACGAAGUAAAUCUAGACGUGCAAGCUCCUGGAGACAAUAACAGCUAUUCCUUCGGGAGAAUGGGGAAGCAUGACGUUGUCGUGGCAUCCUUACCCAGAGCCGAAUACGGCAUAGCCCCAGCUGCAUCUGUAGCCAGAGACAUGUUACGAACCUUUCCCAAUAUUCGUGUUGGACUUAUGGUCGGUAUUGGUGGUGGUGCUCCGCGCCCUGAGCAUGAUAUUCGUCUUGGAGAUGUCGUAGUUAGCGUCCCUUCGGGAGCGAAAGGGGGAGUCCUUCAUCAUAACCGGGGCAAGACAAUACAGCAACAAGAGUUCCAGUUGACUGGGUCAUUGAAUCAACCACCCCAAUUUGUGUUGACUGCUGUGGGGGCACUAGAAGUGGAUUAUGAAGGUCAAGGCCAUGAACUGAACGAAAGAAUCGAAGAAGCACUCAGUAAACGACCUCGCCUCAAAAAGCGGUAUGCUCGUCCAACAACAGAGACAGACAGGCUCUAUGAAUCCAGCCACAUUCAUAGCGAAUCUCCAAAGUCUACAGCAUGUAAAGACAACUGUGGCGAAGAGAACCUCAUUAUCCGAGAGGUUCGAGGCGAUGAUGACGAUGACCCAAUGAUCCAUUAUGGUCUCAUUGCCAGCUCUGAUAUGCUCAUGAAGGACGCAACUAUCCGGGAUAAGUUAGCCAGUGAUGAGGGAGUAUUAUGCUUUGAGAUGGAAGCAGCCGGCUUGAUGAACCACUUCCCCUGUCUGAUUAUCUGUGGGAUCUGCGACUAUGCCGACUCUCACAAGAACAAGGAAUGGCAAGGUUUUGCAGCGGUGACUGCUGCAGCAUACGCGAAGGAGUUGCUUCAGAAGAUUGCGCCGACAAAGAUACAGACGGAGAAGCCUCUUGCGAAAGUCAUCAGUGAACUAGGAAUUAAAUUGGAAAAUAUUACUACGCACGUGGAAGACAUAAAUGAUACUGUGAACACCUUGCAUGCAGAUAAUAGACGCGCGGAGAUCGAGCGCUGGCUCAAGCCACCUAGAGUCUCUACAAAUGUAGAAAAGGCCAAGAUGCGCCGCCACGAUGGUUCUGGUCAGUGGUUUAUUGAUAGCUCGGCCUUCCAGGAGUUCAAGGCUGGUUCGCGCCAGCAUUUGUGGCUCCAUGGAUUGGCUGGUUGCGGGAAGACAGUGCUAAGCUCACGAAUCCUCGAUGACCUCAGGGAUACCAGCGACACUAUUACAUUAGCACACUACUUCGACUUCAAUGAUGUCAAGAAACAGUCUCUUGAUGGCCUUCUCCGGUCCUUGGCAUUCCAACUUUAUCGACAGGGCAGCAGCGCUACUUCUUCGCCUCUGGAUCAGCUAUUUACCUCAUAUGAAGGCGGCUCAACGGAACCAGACAUUCUGGACCUGGAAUCCUGUGUUUCAGCCAUGUUCAAGGCCGUGGGACAGGCGCUCAUCUUGAUCGACGCUUUGGACGAGUGUACAUGCAGAAAAUUCCUUCUCCCUUGGAUCGGCCGGACUGGAUCAGAGAGCAUCAGAUUUAUUCUGACUGCUCGGCCAGAAAAUGACAUUAGGACCCACCUUUAUCACUUCUUUGGUGUUGAGAACUGUGUAGAUCUUGAUAAGGCUUCCAUUGAUCGUGACAUAAAGUCUUAUGUUCUUGCAAUACUCGAAACCGACCCCCGUUUCACAGAGAAAGGGCUAAGUAGAGAGUUACGCACAGAAAUAAGCAAUAAGAUCGGCUGUGGUGCAGACGGGAUGUUUCGAUGGGCCGCUUGUCAAAUGGAUGAUAUAGCAGAAUGUCUGAGUCCAAAUGACGUCCAGAAAUGUCUAAAAACGCUACCUAGAGAUCUUAAAGAGACUUAUAACCGCAUGCUAGAAAGAAUACACCCUGGUUAUAGAAGUGACUCCAUCCGUUUGUUGCAGUUUCUUAUUCAUCAUAGCGGACCCUUGCCCAUAGAUCUAGGAGUAGAGAUUGUUGCGACACGGAUGGACCAUGUUCAGAAACGACCCCGAUUUGACAUCGGAAAUAGACCCUUUAACUCAUUGAGCAUUGAGCGAUACUGCCCUGGCUUCAUAUCUGUGAUCGAAGUCAAGGACAGCGGACAGAAAGAGAUCCACAUCUCGCACUUCUCAGUUCAAGAACUCCUUCUAGAGUACGAGGAGUUCAGCAAAGAGAAGUCUGCAGUUGCCAUCACUCAAACCUUUCUCGCCUAUUUAGCCGGUAUCGAAGGACCGUUAUAUCGGAUGCCCUUUGAUUUUCCCCUCGCAAUGGAAGCUGCCUGGAAUUGGCCCGUCUCUGCUCUUGUUGCAGGACUUGAAGAAGACACCGUAGAAAUGGCAGCUGAGUUCUUAUCGAAUGACAAGAUGGUCACGCGGUGGUACCGAAUCUGUAUCCCGAACCCUGAGUUACCGUUGGAAGUCCCUAGGACCAUCCUUGGAAUAACAGUAACUAAAUAUUUCGAGCCACCAUCACCCACAACAUCUGGUUUAGAGCAUGCGUGCAAAACUGGACACCUAGGAAUUAUCAGACGUCUGAUACAAAUCUCGGAAACAAGAGUUGAUAAACGGGAGAUUGAAACUUCAUUGCGUGUUGCUGCUGUAGAACAUAUGGAACUCCAUUGGCGGGACUGGGGGAUUCCACAGAGAACUCCAAAUCGAUUCUUCAAUCUACUGUUCUCAGAUGGGAUCGAAAGUUUAGAUCCACAGCUGUGGAGAAGCAUGCUGCAAAGCUUUCUCAGCAUUGGAUUUUAUUAUGGGCAUCUGGAUAUGGUAAAGCAGUCGAUAGAAGCUGGUGCCGAUAUUGAGACAUUUGUGAAAAGAUUCGGGUGCAGAUUUGUCAAUCACGGGGGACUUCACCAUUUAGAAGUUUCCAAGUUUCUUAGGAAAUGGGCAUCCGAUCCAGAAUACUGGGAAAGUCUUCUGCGGAUUUCUAUCGAAUUUGAUGACUCUGAAACUGUCGAGGCACUACUGGACGAAAUGCCAGAUGGUUGCUCAGCAUACAAAGUUUUGGAAGCCGCCUCGUUUCGCAAACGCGAAGACCUUGUUCGGCUGCUUUUGCAAAAAGGGACCGUUUUCGACAACAACUUCAUCAACUUGGCACCUGGAAGGGAAAAUAUUAUGCAAGCGCUACUAGAUCAUGGGUAUGACGUUAGCAGGGAACUGCAAUUAGGGGGUCCCUUGGCUACUGUGUUGCACCCUAAAAAUCAAAGACUAAGAGAAAUCAUCUGCAACGCCGCUAUAGCGAAUCCCAAAGUUAGUGAGCGAGCAAAGGAUGUUCUCAAGGCUGCCCUCGACAGUAAAAAUAACGAAUUUGUUGAGUAUUUGUGUGACCAGAACCCGCUGGUCAUCUGUCAGGCGAGGUAUUCUGACCUACAAUGCAUUGAUACUUUCUUUGAGGUUCUUUUAGGUGAGCAUAGGCAUUUUUUCCAGCUUCUCAUAAAGAGAGGCACCAAGGACUUCGUAAAAGUUCUUGGUGCGCCGUUGUCGCCUCUGAUUAUUGCUGCAUUCAACGGUCAUGCUGACAUAGUUGAGGAACUCAUCGAAAGUGGAAUAGGCAUGGUUUCUGAGCAACUCAUGUUAUACUGCGCAAUUACAGAGGGGCACGAGCAAGUGUUGCAAGUUCUUCUUGACCACGAUUUUAACCUCAAUGCGAGGUUUGACUCCCCGUGGCUUGAAAAUCGCGUACGCUUUUCUAGGCGCAAUAGAGGAAUUUUAGACCGCGCAGAGCUUUCGAGGAUCGCUGCAGACCUUCCACCUCGAUUUAAACCAGCGCAGGAUACUGGCCAAGACGGUGUUAACAUGGCAUUGUGGUGGGCUCUUCUGGGAGAGAAAGACGUUAUCGUUCAAAUGCUUCUAGAUCAUGGCGCAGAGUUUCACGGUAUCGAUCUUAAAUGCAACACUGCUUUACACCUAGCCUCUCUUGCGGGCUUUCAGCAAACAGUCAGAGCGCUCCUUAAAAAGGGAGCCGACAUUCAUGCAGUGAACAAAGCUGGGAGGACUCCUCUUCAUGUCGCAUCCGUUCAUGUUGCUCAGAUGUUGGUGGAUGCUGGCGCCGACAUCGAAGCAAAAGAUAACAGGGGCUGGACGGUAAUGCAUCAUGCCUCUAAGCUCGGCGAUGUCAGCAUGCUGAGAUUCUUGGCCUCUCACGGAGCUGAUUUCUCUGCGCGGACUGCUGACAGUUUAAAUGCUUUACACGUGGCCCGCAGCCCCAUCGGGAUUGGGGAGACUUUCGGGUGCCUGAUUGAAAAUGGGGUCGAUGUCAUGGAUGUUGAUGAAGAGGGAUCGACACUUCUGCACAAAGCAUGCCUAGCUUCCUAUGUUGCCAGCGUGCGGCUGCUGAUCAAAGCUGGAUUGAGCAUUCAUGCACGCGAUAACAAAGGAAGAACACCCCUUCAUAGAGCACUCGAACUUAUGAGUGUCACAUCUCUCGCCCUUGUCUCAUAUCUGCUGGACCGUGGAGCUUGCGUCAACGCUCGAGACAACCAAGGCUGCACGGCCCUCCACCAUACCAUUGAUCUCCGUCAAGAUAUAUCUAAUAUAUGUGCAUGGAUUACAGAGCUUAUCCUAGACCAUGGUGCUGACAUCAACGCCCGGGACAUUAAUGGCGAAACUGCAGUGUUUCGGGCCUUUUCUAACCGUGAUGAUUUUGAUCCAGCCAAACUUUUGCUGGAAAGGGGGGCUGAUGUGAACAUUCCGAAUAAUAAAGGGGAUACGAUUUUGCACCAAGGGAGUGAUGGAAAUCUGGGCUUACUGAAAAUGCUACUAGGUCAUGGAGGUGAUGUCAAUGCUCUGAACAACAAAGGCGAGUCCCCUCUAGCAUCAGCAUUGAUGAGAGGGAAGAGGGCAGAGCAAGUGGCAGAUAUGCUGGUUUCAUGGGGAGCGAAAGACAUCAGAAAUGGGCAGGAACAGAACAAAUAUGAGCUAUAG
This is a messenger RNA of Fusarium mangiferae, 4995 nucleotides long. RefSeq lists its product as uncharacterized. The transcript has 3 exons. Lineage: Eukaryota; Fungi; Ascomycota; Sordariomycetes; Hypocreales; Nectriaceae. Bases 1 to 4995 code for a protein of 1664 amino acids. Gene Ontology annotation, biological process: nucleoside metabolic process. Gene Ontology annotation, molecular function: protein binding; catalytic activity. The record is from RefSeq and is a predicted model, not a curated record.